UUUGUUAUAUGUAAGAAAUAAUAUUAUAUUGUAUUACAUUAUAUUUUAUAACACAUAAUUUUAGCUUGUUUAGAUGGACUUUUAGCCAAGAUCUGAACAUGGGAUUUCAUGGUGUUGCACUGAACCUGCUCACAAACCUGAGGUGGACAGCAAAUGGGAUCAUCCCUCCACCCACCAUGGGUUGGUAUAUGUUUCCAUUUCUCUAUGGGCCUAUUGAAAUAUCUCCUUCCUACUUCCUCCAAAGGACAGCCUUUUCUGCCUCAGGCAGAAAUAGAAAUAUAGACCACGAUGAUGGAGACUUACCAGCUGUGCACAAGAAGCUGCCAUCCAGUGCUGGAGAGGACCGAGCCUUGCUGCUGGGCUUUGCAAUGAUGGGCUUCUCAGUCCUCAUGUUCUUCUUGCUUGGAAUUACCAUUCUAAAGCCUUUCAUGCUCAGCAUUCAGAGAGAAGAGUCGAACUGUACUACCAUCCACACUCAUAUCACGGACGACUGGAUGGACUGCGCUUUCCCCUGUGGUGUAGGCUGCCGAGGCCGGGGCGAGUACCCAUGUCUUCAGGUGUUUGUGAACGUCACCCAUUCAGGUCAGAAAGCUCUCCUACAUUAUAAUGAAGAGGCUGUCCAGAUAAAUUCCAAGUGCUUUUACACACCCAAGUGCCACCGAGAUAGGAAUGAUUUGCUCAACAGUGUGCUGGACAUAAAGGAAUUCUUUGAUCACAAAAACGGGACUCCCUUUUCAUGCUUCUACAGUCCAGACAGCCAAUCUGAAGAUGUCAUUCUCAUAAAAAAGUACGACCAGAUGGUUAUCUUUCACUGUUUAUUUUGGCCUUCACUGACUCUGCUAGGGGGUGCCCUGAUUGUUGGCAUGGUGAGAUUAACACAGUACCUGUCCCUGCUGUGUGAAAAAUACAGCGCUGCACUCAGAGAUGAGGUAGGUGGCAAAGUACCUUAUAUGGAACAGCAUUGAUUCAAACUGUGGAGUGUGGGGAGGGACAAAGAAAGGGGCAGAAAGAUCUUAAGACAGUGGCCAGAUUAAAGUCCUGGCCUUCAGAUAACCUGCAAUUUUUUCACCUGUGGACCUAAUGACGCCUGCUUGCAAACUAACCACGCAGAGGCAAUUCAAACGAAGUACAUUUCUUUUGGGAAACAUUUUAAAAAAGCCUCACUAUGUAUUCCAUUUAUUCUGUGAAUACAUACAAACUCACCAUCUUUUUUCUACCCCACAUUUCUUUCCACAUGAGCUAAGGAAGUGCUUUUUGUCUCCACAUGGCGAAAUGAGCUCACAGUAGCUGUGCUUUAUCUAAUUUCAGCUCUAGCCGAACUUGUCCGCGUGGAAGUAAAUGAUGGAGGGUAUCUAACCUAUUGAGUACUGAACAGCCAGCCUAGGUCUAUGCAACACAGUUUACAUCAAAACAUUUCCCAAAAAAGUGCUUAGUGAAGAACAGGUCAUUCACUGUUAGGAAGAUAAUAAUCUGGUAAUUUCAAAAAAAAUGUGGGCCAUUUUGCUUCACCAUUCAUGAUAAAGGAAAGCUGCUCCUAGCAAAUGGCACUGAGUUUAGAGUUCUCUGUACUUAACCUUGCCAUGUACCAUGUAAUUUUUCUUUCAGCAACAUUCUCCUAGUUAAUUAUGCUUUCCAUAAGCUCAUUUUCUUCUUUGUGCACAUUCUGGUGGGGGUGGGAGAGAUGGCCAGAAACGUGAAGUAGGGAGAAGCUGUAUUGGAUGGAAUUUAACAUUCAUCUCAGAUAAUCUGCAAUUGUAGAAAAGUCCCACGUGGACAGUCAGCAAACAUCUGUACUUUAAUGACUCAACCCUGGUUAUUAACUAAUGAAUGUCACAAGGCUCUCCCAACAAGUGCUUUCCAGAGUAAGCUGAAUUGGGAAUUGAAAACAUGUAUUUGUUCUGAAAACCAAUGUGCCUCAAAGUAUCUCUUCAAUUUUACUAAAAAAGUUUUACAUCAUGGUCCACAGAAAGAAUGAGACUUUGAAGCAACUUUUAUAUGCAGAUGUAAUUAAAACAGAAAUUUUGAUUCCAAGUAAAUAUUAUGCCUUUUAGCAGUUUAUUUCAAAUCACAAAUUACUGAAGAGACUGAAUGAUUAAAUAGAGCAAUAUUGACUUGACAAGUAAUGAACAAUUUUGGUACUUUCUCCUCCUCCUAGUGUGGAAUAGUAGAAAACGCAUGUGUUUCAGAGGAUUUAUUUGAAUUCAUAGGUCAUAACUACAGCUUUUCAGAUACGUAUCCCCUGGAAGUUCAGCUGAACUGAAAUGAAGGUUCAAGCCUCUCUCUUCUCAUUUAUAAAAUGGGGAUAAUCUCUUCCUUCAUGGGGUUAAGGAAGAGACAAGGUAGAGUAUAUAAAACACCUUAGUUUCUUGCACCUAGUAAAAGUGCUCAAAAAAUGUUAGAUAAAUUUUUUUUUGCUAAGUUUCAAUAUUCAGUCAGCCUUAUCCCUCUUUUGGGUAUGUAUCCAAAGGAAAUGGAAUCAGUAUCUCCAAGAGACAUCUGUAUUCCCCUGUUCAUUGGAGCAUUAUUGACAAUGGGCAAGAUAUGGAAACAACCAGUGUCCAUUCACAGAUGAAUAAAUUGUGAUCUUACACACACACCCACACACACACACUGUACACACAUAUGUGAGGUGUGUAUACAUAUACACAAUGGAAUAUCAUUCAGUCUUAAAAAAGGAGAUCCUGCCAUUUGCAACGGCACAGAUAAACCCAGAGGGGAUUAUGCCAGUAAAAUAAGCCAGACGUAGAAAGGAAAAAACUGCAUUUCACUUAUAUGUGGAAUCUAAAAAUGUCAAAUACACAGAAGCAGAGAGUAAGAUAGUGAUUACUGGGGGUGUAGUCAGGUAGGGGAAAUGGGGAGAUGUUAAUUAAAAUGUACAAACUCUGUUUUAAGAUGAGGUCUAGAGAUCUCACGUACAGCACGAUUAUGGCAAGAAUACUAUAUUGAAUACUGGAAAUUUGCUAAGAAAGUAGAUUUCAGGUAGUCUCAUCACAUAGACACACAUACACACAAUGUGAGGAGAUGAUACAUUGAUUAGCUUGACUAUAAUCAUUUGCUGUACAUGAAUAUCAAAUCAUAUUGUACACCUUAAAUAUAUACAAUUCUCAUUAAAAAAUAAAAUAAAUUCAGUCAGCCUUGGUACCUUUCACUGGACAGCCGGUUAUAGGGGCUAGCAUAGGGAGCUGUAGGAGAGCAUUCCUUCCCCUUGUCUUGGCGAAAUAUAAUAUGCAUUUAAGAUUCAGAACGUGCUGCUUAAAAGGUUGCGGUAAAUUAUUUUGUAUACCAAAGACUUUCCUGAAAUAAAAUAGAUGUAGGCACACAUAUUUUAAGUCAUUCUACAAAUUGAGAUUCUAUAGAUUUCUAAAGGGCAGAUCUCUAUUCCAUUUCUUAGUAAGUUUUGACACCCAUCUAACAACGUGCAGUUCUUGGGAUUUUUCUCCUAACAAAUUCAAAACCACUCGUUUAAAGCCUAAAAAGUGUGUGAAAGUGUGAAACCUAGUGUUGCAAUUACCAGUUUUCCACUCAUACAGUGCGGCUACUUGGUUCAUCUCGUAACCUCAUCUCAGGAAAGAGGAACAUUAUGCUUGGAGAACAAAGUCCAUUUAGAAUAAUGUUAAUUCAAAGUCACGCAAACCAUUUGGCAAAGAAACAAAAUGUGAGCAAUCAUUUGCUGUUAAUUGCUUAGAAGUACAGAGUAUCAACACUCACAUGUAUGUACUGGUCCAAGUACAGACUCCCCUUUUGCAAGGUUUACGAUAACUGAAAGUAAAAUCAGUUUGCUUCUAGCCCAACCUCACUUCUAGGUUCUGGUCUUCAACUGACUUGAAAAAAAAGUCUGUCUGCAUGUACAAACACAUUCAUAUGUAUAUGUGUAUGUUUCUGCUUGAAACACAAACAUACAAUUCUUUUUGCUUAAAGGAAAUGAAUAUUCAAACAGAUAUUUCUCUAAUAUUCAUUACUGGGGCAGAAAAAUUGCUUUUAAGGCAUAAUAGUUUCAGGUUUUCAAUCAACUAUUCUUAGUUGUUACUGAUCAGAACUCAAGUUCAGCUAAAUUUUGAUUAUUAGCAACACCGGUUUGCUUGUAAGUAUUCCAAAAAAAUGGCAAAGUAUAAUUAUCACAGUUUUUUGUUUAAAAUAUGUAGUACACUAAGGACUGCUUAGACACCAGUCAUUUUUUUUUUUUUUUUUUUUUUUUUUUUAAUAAACAGCGUGAUGUUACAGACUGCAAAGUUAAAAGAAAAGCAGACAUUGACAGUUUCUGAUGAGCACAAACAGUAAGUGCAGUCACAGGCCAAACAUCUUGCUAAGAACAGCAAGACUGGGAAGAGGUCUUAAAUUUAGUGACACUGUAUUAUUCUAUAUUCUCAGUACAAUAACACAUGCAUCUUGCUGUGUCAAACCUUUUUGGGCCAUCAGUAAAAGAAUAUGUAAAAACAUUUUUCUCCUAAUGAAUGCAGUAUACCACAGGACUUCAAUUCAUUGAAUGACAAAAUAGAAAUAGAUUUGCUACAAUUAAAAGGGGCCAAAAGAGGGUGGUAGGGGCUGUUUUUUGAAGCUUCCAAAGUCAACAUUUGAUGUGCUUGUAGUCUUCUUUUGGUAAUGCCACAUUCCCCAAGACAGUAAAGCCUUAUGUUCCAAAAGGAUAUAUUCUUUUAGAUUGUAUUCAACCCAAGGAAGUCUGAGGACUGAAUCACAUCAAAACUAUCAAUUGUAUUUGACUUAGGUUCCAUAGCCAAAAGCGUUUCUAGAAACCACAUGAAGUCCAAGCUCUCCAACCACUCUUCAGAACAUAUAUUAAAUGUGAUAGGGGCUUUUUUUUUUUUUUUAAAUGAAAUUGAUAGAUCAUGACUACAUUUGUAAAUUCAUACUUGAAUUAAUAAGUUUAGUCUUAUUAAAGAUAUUUUGAGAAAAUAUAAAACAAUGAAAUUUUUCUUCCUCCUUGCUUAACCUAGGAGUAACAAAAAUAAGAAUCACCUAAAAAUAUACAUGGCUCUUAGCAUAACCACAAAAUUAUUGUAGUGACAGAUUAAAUAAGGUUUCAGAUAAGAUUUAAGACUUAACUGGCUUACAAAAUGCAUUAAGAAAACCUUUCCAUACUUACCAACAUGAAGAAUGGAGUCUACUGUUGGUAGUGAAAAUCAGUUACCUAAACUACACUAAACGUACAAUGGACUGAUCCCCUCCCCCCGCCCACCAACCGCCCCCGACCCCCUACUAAAACUCAUAUGAUCAUUGUGUAAAAAGUGAGAAAAUUUCCUUAUGGCUCAUAACUGUCACUUUAUGCUAACUAGCACGGCUGUAAUAUUAACAUGUCUAAAACUAAGGAAAAGGAACGACGCUUCACUGAUAAAAAGAAAGUGUAAAACCUUAAUCAAGUGAAAUACUUGGAUGAAAUAAGUUUAUUUAAAAACUAACAUCCCAACUCGGGAAACUCCUAAUGAAUUCUAAACACUUCUGAGCUUUAGAACCUGAUGCUUACACCUUUUAUGAACGACACUUCUUGACUAGGACUAGCGAGCAGUGUGUAGGCAAAUAGAAAUGUGUGCAGAUAUACACACACCAAUUUCACUAAUAAUAAAGAAAAGGAAGACAGCUAAUUUCGAAUGCCGAAUUCAAGAACCUAGUACCGCAAACCUUCUGGCGCUGUAGCCUUUUCCAUGGCUGGAGCAAUGAUUAAAUUUUAACCAAAUUUUUUUCUUAAUGUCUCCAAUGCCAUUAAAAACAAGGUAUGCCAACUCUGACUUUUUAUAAAUCUAAACUACAGUGCUCUGGAAAUUUCUGUAACAUCAGAGCCUGGUAUUGAAUUGUGACUCAUUUACUUUUUUUUCUUAUUAACCUUCUGAGGUAGAGUUACCAAUCCAAUUUUAUCAGGACCAUAGUUAUCUUGAGCUAAACCCCAUAAUCUUUUCAGAAAAUGAAAAUAACUUUGUAAAGAAAAGAAAAAAGGCUUUCCAGGCCAUGGCGCGUAAGAUACAUUUAUAAUUUUAAUGUAACAAUUAAAAAAUAAAAAUGGUUUGUGUUUAUAUUUUAAAAAACAGCCCAGCUGUAUUUCUCUGUCACCAAUAAUUGUUAUCUGAGGAUCCUGUCCAUGCUGAGUUUUAUACUUCAGCCCUCACAAUGCCGUCCUUGAGGAAGAGUUAUUUCCCUCCUGGUAUGCACAGUAUACUCACAGCUUUCUGCCUUGUCUUUCGAAGGCCCCGUCUAAGGCUUCCCUUAGAAGCGCCUCAUCUGAGCAGGAUGGGCACGAAGAAUGUAAUUCAUUCAAACAGACUCCCCCUCUUCUUCUGCCCCCUCCUUCCACAUUCCCCUCUUCUCAAAAACAUCUGAAGUAUGAAAGUUGUUUUUAGAUAGGAGAAGCACCACAAUCCAUUAACACCGCAUAGGGUCUUUAAACUCAAUAUUUUAGUGAUGUCUUGGACAUCAAAAUCGAUUUUUAAGGUGGAUUCCAAGUAUGUGGGUCCAGCCCAGGUCUGCAGUUUGUGUAGACAUAGAAACAAAAGUCAAAACAUUCAGAAAAGGUUAACCUGCUGACUUUAAAAUAAUGCUGGAAAUCAAUUUUUUUUUUUUUUUCGAAGAGUUGGCAAGCAUGGGCUAUUGGGUCAGAAUAGGAAUUAAAUGGAUUUAUAAAAUCGUGAACAAACAAAUCCAAGUUUAUGUGUUGUGAAAUUUCCAUGGUUCUUUUAAAACAGAUAGGCUGCUCAUAAUUUUUUUAUGAUGCUAGAUCGCUCAAUUUUUGAUGGAAAAAGAAUACAGAUGGACUGUGUUUUACCUAUGUGAAAAUCACCAAUCCAUUUAAAAUAAAAUCCAAGAGGGUAUAUACAUUCUAAUCAAGUCAUUGAUUAUUUUCCUGAUUAAUAAGAACUACACUUUACACAAAAUACUUUAUCAGCAGCUGUUUUCAUCAAAAACCAAUAGUCAUAGUUUCACAGUUGAAAAAAUUACACAUUAAAAUAUUUUACAAUUCAUUGUAUAUUCACCAGGUUCCCAUUUCCUAAAGGGCUUAUAAUAUAAAGCAGAUUAGAAGGGAAAACCUCAAAGUUGAUUACUUUGACACUGAGUUUUACAGAGGACACUAAGAACCACAAAAAGCUUAGGUUCUAUCAGAAAAUAGUGACCAAAUUCCAUUCUUCUUUAAAAAAAUCCAAUUAGAAACAUCUUUUUUAAAAACCAAAUUCUACAAUAUGAUUAACAGAUUUCAAAUUAACAGCAGUCUAAAAAUCUUCAAAAUAAAUGAUUCUGUAUAGCUGAGAAUAUGAUAAAAAGUUAAAACAUGAUUUUCAGAUUAUAUCUUACUAGAAUGUGUUUAAAAUUAGGUUUUAUUUUCUUUAGGUUCUUUAAACCUGCUUGGUUUUUUUUUUUCCCUCCGAAAGUCAUUGAAGGAAGUUAUUUCUCAAGUGACCAAAUGAGACUGUCGAGUCAACAGUGGGUUAUACCACAUUCAGUGACAAGAAUGGUCGGCCACAGGAACUGACCAAUCCAUUGGGGGGGGGGGGGGUGACCAGACACUCCACUACCUGGAAACGGCUUACCGUUGACUUGACAUCUUAGUCACCCCAUGUAGCAUUCAAUUCAAUUUUUGGUUCUUUGCCUUCUGAGCACUACCUGGCCUUUUUUUCUUAUUUUUAAUGUUGUUUGCUUAAACUCCGCUUGGAUUUGUUUAAAACUUACUUUGCUUUUAGCGAAAUCACUUAACCUAUAGAAUCUUAAUUCUUAGUAAAAUUUGUCUACGCUUCUUCAAACAGAAUUAACUUGGUUGUAAUAACUAUUGAAAAUAAAUGUAAAUGAUGAAAUAAGCUGUGUGGCUUGUGUUUUAAUGGUGGAGAGGUCCCGGGGGAAGGGAACUAUCUGGGCUCAUGUGAGAAAUGCACAAAUUAUAUACAUUUUGUGCAAGGAAGCUCAAAGCUUUUUUGGCACUCGGG
Leopardus geoffroyi (Geoffroy's cat) is the source of this 7919-nucleotide messenger RNA. It is a transcript of the gene KCNMB3, whose product is annotated as potassium calcium-activated channel subfamily M regulatory beta subunit 3. Lineage: Eukaryota; Metazoa; Chordata; Mammalia; Carnivora; Felidae. The record is from RefSeq and is a predicted model, not a curated record. Gene Ontology annotation, cellular component: voltage-gated potassium channel complex; membrane. Gene Ontology annotation, molecular function: potassium channel regulator activity; calcium-activated potassium channel activity. Gene Ontology annotation, biological process: detection of calcium ion; potassium ion transport. The coding region runs from base 99 to 965 and encodes 288 amino acids. The transcript has 3 exons.